Messenger RNA from Pocillopora verrucosa, 1880 nucleotides. RefSeq names its product organic cation transporter protein. Lineage: Eukaryota; Metazoa; Cnidaria; Anthozoa; Scleractinia; Pocilloporidae. Gene Ontology annotation, cellular component: membrane. Gene Ontology annotation, molecular function: transmembrane transporter activity. Gene Ontology annotation, biological process: transmembrane transport. The record is from RefSeq and is a predicted model, not a curated record.
UCCAAAUCCUCAGUUUUCAGAGUUGUCUCUUUCUUUGGCAAUUUUCCUGAAACUCGUUACAUGUCGAUGUGAGUAAGCCCUCUGUGAUUCGUAAUACAAUGGAAACGACUGGUGACAAAAAGAAUAGUAGCAGCCUUGACAAGAGUCGCGAUACGAAUGACUUCCAAGCCGAUGCAAAUUUAUCGUCAAAGGAGAAUUACGAAUUUGACGAUUUGCUCCGUCUGGUCGGCGGAUUCGGUCGUUAUCCGAUGCUGUUGUACGCCUUUAUGUGCUUGAUGACGGUACCUAUCGGCCUUCAACAACUAGUGCUUGUAUUUUAUGGCGCGUCUCCGCCUUUCCAGUGUGUCGCCUCGAGCACUACCAUGAACAGUUCUAAUUGCGAGAUCGACAAAUGUUGUGCCAAUUGCACCGAAUAUGAAUUCAAGGGUAAAUAUACAAGUGCCGUCUCUGAGUGGGGGUUGAUUUGUGAUAAAAAUCAUCUCAAAGCGUUGACUCAAGCAGCAUACUUGGCAGGACUUCUCGUUGGCUCCUAUGCCUUUAGCAGCAUAUCUGAUCAUUUGGGACGAAGGGUCGCUUUUUUCCUCAGUAUCGCCUUCCUGGCCGUAUGUGGCACCGUCUCUGCAGUUGCAGACUGCCUCUCUCUUUUCGCCUUGUUCCGAGUCGGUGCGGGAGCCGCUGCCGCUGGUUGUCUACUCUCCCGCUUCGUUUACUGCAUGGAGCUGUCAGUUACGUCAAAUAGGACUGCUGCAGGGUUUGUCAGCAACAUCUUCAUGACUGUGGGUUACGCCAUUUUAGCUUUACUGGCCUACCUCAUGAGAGACUGGAGACAUCUGAUGCUAGCAGUGUCGGUACCAGGGGUCCUACUGCUCCUUUUCUGGUGGUGGAUUCCUGAAUCUCCGCGCUGGCUUGUCGCUCACAAUCGUCUGGAUGAGGCUCAUGGCCUGCUCAUGAAGUACGCUACCAAAAAUGGCGUCUCCGUUGACCCUAAACAGCUGAGGCACAUGAUCUCGGAAGUAAGGAAAGCUGAUGUCAGGAAAAAUGACACCCGAAAAUAUGGGACUUGUGAUUUGGUUAGGACACCAAAACUGAGAAAGAGAAUUAUCAUCUGCUGUUUCAAUUGGUUUGUUAACGCUCUGGUGUACUUUGGACUGAGUUUGAAUGUGAAGAAUCUCGCUGGAGACAUGUACCUGAACUUUUUCAUGUUGAUUAUCAUCGAGUUACCUAGUGCAUUGUUGGCCUGGUUUUGUCUUCAGAGGUUUGGUCGCCGCAUUCCGUAUUGUGCCUUCAUGCUAAUUGGUGGAGUUGCCGGCAUGCUGGUGUUAGCUGUUCCAAGCAAAGCUGAAUAUCAAGCAGUGAUCACAACUCUGGCCAUGAUCGGCAAGUUCUGUAUCUUAUCCACUUUUCUGACCAUCUAUGUUUUCACUGCCGAGCUUUUCCCGACAGUUAUCAGGAACACAGCUGUGGGCGUUUCCUCCAUGAUGGCCCGUAUUGGAGCAAUAUUGGCACCUUACAUAGUUCUACUGGCGGACCUUCCCAAUCUUAAUAAAACGCUUCCGCUGGUCAUCUUCGGAAUACUUGGAGUAACCGCUGGCAUAGUGGGUCUAUGGCUGCCUGAGACGCUUUUCAGUCCCAUGCCCCAAACCGUGGAACAGGCGGAGGCCUGGCCUGAGGACUACAAGAUUUAUUGCUGCAAGCAGCCUGGGCCCAAGAAAUCAAACGCAGGGUCGAAAAAAGUCAACACCGGAGAAGAGGAAGGACAGAAACUCUGCGAUGUUGAAAGUCAGGUGUAGUGCAAAGGCACAGAACGUAGUUUGCUUAUAAAGAAGUGUCUAUGAUACUUUGUGACGUGCAAAAUUGCCUCACAUAUGUAGAAAGGUAAA